AGCCGUCACACAAUAUCCUUCCCCAUCAACACACUACUCUACGCUCGAUCUAUAUCAGUGGAGACCGAUUGAUCGUGUUCUGAUUGCAAGGGAAUUACUUUCGAAGACCGUCAUUCACCGGUUCCAUCCCUUCAUCACACCGGUGCCUGAAACCACCCAAUAUGGCGUCCCAGCAAGCCUAUCCGGUUCUCCCAAAGAACCUGCUCAUCAUCUCGUUGAAGAUGUACUUCACACCCACCCGUACGCUCGACUACUGCCGGGCCCUGCUCGACCCCAAAAAUGAUAUUGUCCGCCCGGAGAACCGCUCCAAGCUGUUGCUGGCCCUCAUCCCCGACUUUCUGACUAUCUACCCCUGUGCGGAUAUCAUCAAGGCAUGGGAAUCCACUCUACCAAAGGAUGACACCCCUUCACUGCCGGCUCCAUUCCUGCUUGGGGCUCAGGAUUGCUUCUGGGAGCCCCUCGGCGCCUACACCGGAGAAGUCUCGCCGCUGGCGCUCCGCUCGAUGGGGGUGUCCAUUGUCGAACUUGGCCACGCAGAACGCCGCGCCAUCUUUGGUGAGACAGAUGACCAGACUGGCCUCAAAGCUGCCGCUGCAUGCGCACAAGGUAUGGUUCCGCUGGUUUGCAUUGGAGAGGUCACCGCUCCUGGCCCCGUAGCCUCGCAAGCCAUUGGACAGGCCGUCAGCGAAUGCGAGGUCCAGAUUCGGGCUGUACUCCAGGCCAUCCCGGCGGAGGCACCAGUCAUCUUUGCAUACGAACCAGUAUGGGCAAUUGGGAAGCCCGCUCCGGCGGGUGUAGAUCACAUAUCGGCGGUGGUCGAGGGCAUCAAGGCGGUGAUUGGCACCCGCGUGGGGGACGUCCGGAUCUUGUACGGGGGAAGUGCCGGACCGGGGCUGUGGGGCCCGGGCGGUCUGGGGAAGGCCGUCGACGGCAUGUUCCUGGGCCGAUUCGCCCACGAAGUCGACGGGGUCCGCAAGGUGGUCAGGGAGGUUGAAGAGACGUUGGCUUGAUCAUCGGUCUGCUGCUCCGGCAGAUGCAGGCUCGGGUUACGCUCUCGGACGAUACCAAAACACCAAACCAAACAUAGUACAUCAUGAACCACACUACUAGUGUCUACUACUGCUAGAUGUGGGGGAAGAAUGGGCA
Molecule: messenger RNA, 1146 nt
Organism: Aspergillus eucalypticola CBS 122712
Lineage: Eukaryota; Fungi; Ascomycota; Eurotiomycetes; Eurotiales; Aspergillaceae
Product: triose-phosphate isomerase
Exons: 2
Coding region: 162-1010 (282 amino acids)
Biological process (GO): glycolytic process; glyceraldehyde-3-phosphate biosynthetic process; glycerol catabolic process
Cellular component (GO): cytosol
Molecular function (GO): triose-phosphate isomerase activity
Source: RefSeq, a predicted model, not a curated record